AUGUCGACGCUGAUUCGGGACGUACUCGACCGAGACGAAGCGGGCCGAUACCAUUCGUUUCUGACGGUCUGCGAGGCCGGACAUGUAUCGGAGAUCAGGGAGGUGGUCGAGACGGCAGGCGGGCUGGCUUCGCUCUCCCUGCAGGACGACGACGGAUGGACGGCUCUCCACUACGCCGCCAGCUCAGGAAACGCGGAUGGGGUGAAGUACUUGCUCGAGAAGGGCGCGCUGUGGGCCAUGACUGACAAUCUCGGCUACAAUGCAGGCGAUGUAGCCUACUCGAUGAACCAUGGCGAGAUAUACCAGAUCAUUAGCAGCCAUGGAUUCCGCGCGGAAGUGCUGAGACUGGCGAUCGAAGCGAAGGAAGACGGAGGAGAGGGCACGCGCGCCCCACAGACAUCGGCCAGCAGCAGCAACGACAACGCGAGCUUCUUGGCGUCCAAGCUGACCUUCAAGACCAGCAGUUCCGGCCAACGACUGUGUGUAGAUUCCGAGGGGAACGGGGUGAUGCAAGGCUGGGAGACGGAGCUCAUGCGGGCGACGGCCAGAGGGCUCUGCGGGCCGUUCGGGGAGACGAGCGCGCCGGGCUUCGAGCUGAGCGUGCUCAACGUCGGCUUCGGGCUCGGGAUCAUCGACGGCUUCCUCCAGGAGUACCGGCCCACCCGCCACCUCAUCGUCGAGCCUCAUCCCGACGUCCUCCAGUUCAUCUCCGACCAGGGCUGGCUCGAGAAGAAGGGCGUCACUGUCUAUCCUCGCCGCUGGCAGGACUUCCUUCUCGACGUCCAAAACGGAACCAUCCAGGCAAACUUCGACGCCAUCUAUUGGGACACUUUCUCCGAAGACUAUCGCUCCUUGAAAAGCUUCUUCGACAACGUCUUCGAUCUCCUAUCUGGGCCUCAUGCCCGCUUCUCCUGGUUCCAUGGUCUCGGAGCCACUUCGCGUACACUGUAUGACAUAUACACCGAGAUGGCGGAGAUGGAUAUCAGAGAAACGGGGCUGCGAGUCAGUUGGUCGGAAGUUCCGGUCGAUGGGGGCGAGGCCGUAUGGGAGGGCAUCACGCGACGAUACUGGGACAUCCCCUCGGCCUAUCGACUUCCGAUAUGCACCUACGACAUUUGA
This is a messenger RNA of Puccinia triticina, 1119 nucleotides long. RefSeq lists its product as uncharacterized. NCBI's taxonomy places the organism in Eukaryota, Fungi, Basidiomycota, Pucciniomycetes, Pucciniales, Pucciniaceae. The record is from RefSeq and is a predicted model, not a curated record. Gene Ontology annotation, molecular function: protein binding; protein arginine N5-methyltransferase activity. Bases 1 to 1119 code for a protein of 372 amino acids. The transcript is spliced from 3 exons. Gene Ontology annotation, biological process: peptidyl-arginine methylation. Gene Ontology annotation, cellular component: cytoplasm; nucleus.